Molecule: messenger RNA, 567 nt
Organism: Acanthosepion pharaonis
Lineage: Eukaryota; Metazoa; Mollusca; Cephalopoda; Sepiida; Sepiidae
Source: the annotation of a GenBank genome assembly
AUGGUUUUGGCUGGAGACGAUUUCGUCUCAUCGAUAGUGGACACUUACGAUCUCUUGUAUAAUAAAGGAGUCGAGGCCUACACACGACAACGCUGGUUCGAAUGUCUUACUCACUUGAAUGGGGCCCUCACUGACUACCGUGUCUACCGAAGUACUUUGGUUACUUGUAAACGAGAGUGUCGGAAGAAAUCCUCUGAUGAUGAUGGUGCAUUGAGUACUAAACCUCGAAUUACAGAAAUGCAAAUCUUCUUCAGGAUUCUCAAGAGAUCAAACUGCAUACGGAAAUGUAAACAAAAUCACUUUGGUAACAGGCCUGAUGUCCUGGCUAGCCGAGGUAUUGAAGAGGAAUUCGAAUUCCGAAAACCUUAUGAUUUUCUACAAUACUGUCAUUAUAAGUUGGAUAAUAUAAAAGAAGCUGUAGCUUCAUCCUAUACAUUCCUCAUGGCAAAUCCCAAACAUAAAGCAACUCUGAAAAAUUUAUUAUAUUAUCAACGUUUACCUGGAAUACUUGACGAUCAUUUUAUUGACAUGGAAAGAAAAAUCUUUCAGUACCCUAUCUAUCUUUGA